Molecule: messenger RNA, 234 nt
Organism: Dovyalis caffra
Lineage: Eukaryota; Viridiplantae; Streptophyta; Magnoliopsida; Malpighiales; Salicaceae
Source: the annotation of a GenBank genome assembly
AUGGAGGCAAAGAAAGAGAGAAAUGAGCAAUUAGAGACGGAAGUGACAGAAGAGAAGAAAUAUUCAUCAACAAAGGGUGUUGAUGAUCCAAUGGCGAAGAUUUUGAUACGUGAAACAAUAAUCAGUAGUGGUAAUGGUCAUAGUAGUGAAGAAAACAAGAUUGGUGUUCAAAAUCCUGAUGAUGUUCUUGCCUUCUCUAGAUCAGUUCACAAGACUGAUUCUUCACUUGAGUGA